Mercenaria mercenaria is the source of this 1300-nucleotide messenger RNA. Its product is annotated as complement C1q-like protein 3. Bases 48 to 860 code for a protein of 270 amino acids. Gene Ontology annotation, molecular function: protein binding. The record is from RefSeq and is a predicted model, not a curated record. The transcript is spliced from 3 exons. NCBI's taxonomy places the organism in Eukaryota, Metazoa, Mollusca, Bivalvia, Venerida, Veneridae.
UAACCAGAUUGAUAUAAACUAAGUGUUCUUCAGAAGUCUAAGACAAAAUGUUGCACUCUGCUAUUAAUGCGUUUGUUCUUUUGUUUCUUAUGGAUAGGGUCAAUGUUUCUUUGACUACAGAACCAGUAUGUUCAAAAUUUGAUUAUGAAGAAAAGCUUCUAGAAAAAAUGAUUAGAACGGAGGUCAAGGUUGAAGCGAUAGAAAGUGAAAUAGUGAAAACUCAAGAUUCUGUCUUGAACACUUUAAACGAAAUAAAGAAGAAAGUUGUCGAUAUCAACGACAGAUUUGAAGACUUAAGAAAUAAUAUCACAGAAGAGAUGAUUGCAAAAACUAAGGAUUUAGAGAAGAAUGAGGAAAUCUUCAAGAAUUCAUUUGAGGAACUACGAACGAAAUUCACGAACGACAUGGAGAAUCAAAGAAACGCUCUUACUGACCUCAAAGAGGAGAUAGCACGGCCCUCGGUCGCAUUUUAUGCACACCACGUGACAGAUCUGGCCCUUGAUGUGACUGACGAGAUCAUUGUGUUUGAUACAAUCGUUACAAAUGAGGGUUCUGGAUACGAAAAAUCCACAGGGAUCUUCACUGCCCCUGUCGGGGGAUUGUACCAGUUCACAGGCUAUGUUUGUGCACAAACUGGAAAAUAUUCCUUCGUUGGCUUGUCAUUGGCUGGGAAGGUUGUUGCGGCAGCAACAAAUUACGAUAGUGGCUACUACACAUGUAGUUCUGUAGGAGCAGUAGUUAGAGUGAAAUCAGGUGAAGAGAUAUGGAUGAAAUGUACACUAGGACAUAAUUCUGCUUAUAGGUUAUUUCAAGACCAGUUUAGAAUGAACACGUUCAGUGGCAUUCUGCUGAACAAAUAGAUAAUUAAACUACUGAUAUACUUAAUAUGCACUUUAUAUUACCAGUAGCAGUGUGAAACACCCACAGAAAUAUUGUAUGAAUAUUUGAAUUUAAUUUUUGACAUAUUUCUUUACUAACUCUUUUUAUAUUCAGACAUGACAUCCUUGAUAAAGUAUCAGUAAACAAAGGAAGAUCUUUUUCUCAUGAUGAGCAGAAUUUAAUCUUUACCCUGCUUAAUUUCUAAAAUGGACUGGUCGAUCAUUCAAUUUUGGCAAUACCACUUAUUAUUCAAAGGGGUGAUCACUGAACAUUUACUAACUGAAUAGCGAACAGAGCAGACCCUGAUCAGCCUGCAAGUAUCAGCAUGUAAAGGCAUGACUAAAACAGUUUGCUCUUUGGCAAAAACAUUUGCAUAAACAAUAUCAUAUUAAUUCCCGCGAAAUUAAACAGUAAAACUUUA